GUCCCGGACUCCGCCUUAGAGCUGGGAGCCCAGGUGAGCAGGCCUGCCUUUGCACCACUAACACUCGCGCGCCAGCUGCGCCGUUCCUGGAGAAAUCUGACUGGGCCACACUGGUGCACGCACUGGUGGCAUCCCAGUUGGACUACUGCAACGUGCUCUAUGUGGGACCACCCUUGAAAAGUGUCCCGAGACUGCAGUUGGUUCAGCGCAGGGCAGCCAGGCCACUUACUGGAGCCGAUGCCCGGGAGGGAGCGCACCCCUUCCUUCCCCCUCCAAGGCGCCCCACUGGCGGCCCCCCAUCACCUUCCGGAUCCAGGAGACUUGAGGCAUCGCGUCCUCCUUACAAGCUGGACAGACUUCUCAGGCCGAGCAGCGAAACGCUCCUUCCUCCCCACCCAGUUCAGCGCCAGUCUUAAAACUGCCUGGAGACGGCACCUUCUCAGGAGUGGCCCCAAAACGCUGGAACACUCUGCCAGGGACCCCGGCGCCUUGGACCUGGCCGCUCUCCACCUCCAGCUGCAGAUGGACGUGGCCCAGCUCCGGCAGGAAAGAGAAGAGCUGCGCCAACAGGUCGCCUUCCUGGCAGAAGCCCUGAGGGAGGCCGAGGCCGAGAACCAGGAGCAGCGGGCCAGGAUGGGGCGCCUGGCGCAGGAGGCGUCGUCCUUGGGGCGCGAGUUCGAGGAGGCGCAGUGCAAGGCGUGGUCGCUGCGCAGAGAGGCGGAGGGGCUGCGCGCGGAGCUGAGUGGGGCGCGGGCGCUGCUGCGAGAGGCCCGGCGGGAGCGCAUGGAGCUGGAGGCCCGCUGGGUGCAGGAGAAGGCCCUCGAGGCACAGCGCCUCAAUGGGGCCAACCGCCGCCAGGAGAAGUACCAGCGAAAGGUGACCCUCCUCCAGGAGACGUUGGAGCGGAUGAGGGAGGCCUCUGCUGCCGCCACCGGAGACGCUGACGGGACGGAGGAAGGGGCGCCUGCAAAGGGAAGCAGCUUGAGCUCGUCCAGCGAAGAAGCAGAAAUGGACACCGGAGGAGGGUGCGGCGGCGGUCAAGCAGAAGGGAGGCCCCCCAGCCCCCUUCCCCUCCCGGCAGGAGCAGAGGCAGGGAGAUCCUGACUGAGCUGACUGACUGACUGACUGACU
Molecule: messenger RNA, 1131 nt
Organism: Anolis sagrei ordinatus
Lineage: Eukaryota; Metazoa; Chordata; Lepidosauria; Squamata; Anolidae
Source: RefSeq, a predicted model, not a curated record